UGACAACAUUACAGAGGAGUAUAGGUUGAAAAAAAUUGCGGAAGAAGAAGCUCAAAAAACCAAGAAAGCUAGUAGCAAAAAAUCUAACGUUACUGGAACGAGGAAAGAGGGCAGUACCUCGGAGGCUUCGAGCCAGAAGCCUACUAUGGACCGGAUUUUGAGUGAGAUGAAUGAGCUUCGGAAGGAAAUGCUUCGUUUGCCAGAGAGGAUGAUUGAGAAACUGAACAAAACCGGCGUCUCCUACAAACCCAGUAACCUGGAAGAGGACGAAGAGAAUCUGUACGGAGGCAUUAAUGAGUCUUCAAACGAUGUUGGACGUCCGCAAAAAGAGUUUGUAUAUCAAAAAGAUGAUUCAGACCGGUUCCGCACACCUUCCAAAAUGAAUUUGCAAAAGGAUGAUAACGGCGUUGAUGUAACUUCUCGUGAAAACACACCUUUUUACUGCACACCUGAGUACUGGGAUAGUUUCAAGGGUGAUAUGGAUGAUCCUGUCCAAGUACCAGAAGUAUCAGAUGAAAAAGCUGCCACAUCUUUAGAGACGGACGAAAUCGCAUCGCAUGCGUCGGUUGGUUCUCAAGGAGUACAAGAGGAAGUGGAGGAGGUUACUGGCAGGCGCAAGCGCAGAGGAUCACAACAUGUCAAGUCUCCUUAUGUGGUCCCUAAACCAAACAAACGUGCAAAACGUUCUGCCAAAGGAAAAUUGUUCCAAAAUGGUGAUGUUAACAAAUCUGGUGAUGAGUAUGAUGUGGUGAAAGCGUCCAUCAAGUACGUGCGUGCGCAUGAGCAUUUACAAAAACAUGCCAAAACAGAAAUUUUCAAUGAUGGCAUGGAAGAAGGUCUCACUGUGAGGAGAGCUUGUCAGAUUAUUAACCAUGAGUGGCUAAGUGGCGACGUAAUUGAUGCAUACUCAUCAUUUUUGGUCGACAAAGUUAAUGAUGAUCGUUUCAUGUUAACAACUUGGAGGAUACAUUGGUUGCUUCACGUUAGACCCGGAAAGAAGACCGCCGGUAAUGAUUAUGAAGCAGAGUCGCAUAGUAAUGGACCCGUGAACAGAUGUGAGGACGAGUAUUUCAAAAAAUCAAAGACUUACAUUCCUCUAAACAAGCAAAAUAAUCACUGGAUUACUGUCGUCAUGCAUAGCGGAAAAAGAGAGUUUCGGGUUCUUGACUCGUUGAUGACCGGAAAACUUGACACUGUUACUAGAGAACUCGUUGAGGACCUGAGAAAACAACUAGCAGAAGAUAUCCAAGAAGCAAAUGCAACCGGAAUUGUGAAUUAUCCGGAUGUUUCCAAGUGGCCUAUUCAAACGUAUGACAUGCCAAAACAACAUGAUGGGUACGCAAGUCAUGUUUGGACUACGAUGUACAAUGAACGCUGUGCUAACAUCAUUUUUUUUCAGACCUCAAUUGAUGAUUCAAGAGAGUUAAUGAUUGCGCAACUUAUAUUUUCGGAAAGAAACAAGCUUGAUGAAGUGAAAAACAAAGUUAUUCGGAUAUCAAAGAAGAAGAAAUAG
Molecule: messenger RNA, 1513 nt
Organism: Triticum aestivum (bread wheat)
Lineage: Eukaryota; Viridiplantae; Streptophyta; Magnoliopsida; Poales; Poaceae
Exons: 7
Coding region: 146-1513 (455 amino acids)
Biological process (GO): proteolysis; protein desumoylation
Cellular component (GO): nucleus
Molecular function (GO): deSUMOylase activity
Source: RefSeq, a predicted model, not a curated record